Molecule: messenger RNA, 2266 nt
Organism: Trematomus bernacchii (emerald rockcod)
Lineage: Eukaryota; Metazoa; Chordata; Actinopteri; Perciformes; Nototheniidae
Gene: rhov
Product: ras homolog family member V
Exons: 3
Coding region: 134-844 (236 amino acids)
Biological process (GO): small GTPase-mediated signal transduction
Molecular function (GO): GTP binding; GTPase activity
Source: RefSeq, a predicted model, not a curated record
ACAGGAUCUGCAGCCUCCCGGUAUGUAACUCAGUAUAUCAGCACCCAGACAACCCUCAGUAUCUAUUCUCACCGUCAUAGAUCCGUAAGGGAGGAGAGAGUCUGCAUUCCCAAAGUUUAAUGUGCGGCUCGACAUGCCACCUCACAUGGAUUACUUCUCCCACGAGUCCCGAGUCCCCUCUGCUUGCGGGCUGACCCGGGAAGAUGAGCUGGAGCCCGGCGUGAUCAGCUGCAUGCUGGUCGGGGACGGAGCCGUCGGGAAGACCAGCAUGAUCGUCAGCUACACCUCCAACGGAUACCCCACGGAGUACCAGCAGACUGGCUUUGACGUGUUUUCUGGUCAGGUCCAAGUAGAAGGAGCCCCGGUUAAAGUUCAGCUACUGGACACUGCUGGACAGGAAGAGUUUGAUGGAUUCAGAGCCCUGUCCUACGCCCACACGGACGUCUUCCUCCUGUGCUUCAGCAUGGUCAACCCCACCUCGUUCCACAACAUCACCAAGAAGUGGGUUCCAGAGAUCCGGGCCUACAACCCGUCCGCGCCCAUCGUUCUCGUAGGGACUCAGUCUGACCUUCUGCUGGACGUGAACGUCCUCAUCAACCUGGACCAAUCGAAUGUCAAGCCAAUCCCGAACUCCAGGGCACAGAGCAUGGCGGACAAGAUCAGGGCUGCAGACUACGUGGAGUGUUCUUCGCUCACACAAAAGAACUUGAAGGAGGCGUUUGAUGCCGCCAUUUUUGCCGCCAUUAAGAACAAAACCCGCAAAUCUAAGAAGAGGAGGUUUUCCGACAGACGCACUAAAGCUUUCUCCAAGUGCAGUUGGAAGAAGUUUUUUUGCUUCAUCUGAACUCAUAAACAGACCCUGUGGGUUGUGGACAAAACUUUAAUUUAUUAAUAUCAGUUAUUAUAUGUUGUCAAGGCUCAGAUUUAUGGCAAUUUAGCCUUGUUUCCUGUUGUGUAAUUGGCCUAUUUUACUCUGGGAUGCCAAAUGUUGCAAAGGGGAAACACUACAUGAGCAAAGUAAACAUUGGGAACGAACAUCUGUGGGGACAGCAGAGAGGAUUCUGGGUCAUUCUCAGCCAGGGUUUUCCCUCUUCAGCAGACACUCGGGACAGUAUGAAAUUGUUUACAUUAUAUUCAAAUAUUUGAUUGUUCCAGGGCAAUAGUAAAAACUUAUCAAAAUCAAAGUAUGUGAAUGCAUCAGUGGUGUGAGCCACUCAAGAGAAGAAGGGCUGUGAAUUUAGACUUUAAAGGAACAUAUCACCAUACAGCCACAGAGCAGAAAGCAGAAGCCGUCAUGUAAAUGACGUGAAUUUGCAUUUGGGGCUUUGCUACCAGAUGCAGCCUUUAAUGUGAGCGGGAGAAACAGAAAGUGUCUGUGUUUGAGCAGAUGGGCGUUAGCCAAUACUUUGUUGUGUUCUCGCUGUCUGACUACUGCGGCCUAUUUAUAUUCAGCAGCUGCAGCAAGUUCAGGUUGCAGUGAGAGGUGCCACUUUCGUACCUGUGUGUGAACGCUCCCCUGGCUGGUUUAGGUUGGUAUCUUCUCGCAGAGUUAAUCAGCUGACAAUGUUAUCACCCCUGACAUGUAUGUUUGAUGGGAUUUUAUCAUCUGUUUAAAGUCGUGCUUGAAAAGAAGCACAGCAGGACUUCUGUCAAAACAAAUGUAUUUCCUCCAUCUUAAUUCUCGGAUCGGCACAGUCACUUUGUUUGAAAAACCUCUUGUCCUAAUAGAAAAGUGGCACGGGAGUGGUAACCUUUGGCUUUUUGUCCCCGUCUCCCAUCAAUCUGCAUCUGUAAAAAGCAAGCCCUGCAGGAGUCUUGACUCCCACCCUGCGGAUUCUCCCACCAACACAGCCACCCUGGCAUUUUAUAAUUUGCCCCUCUUUUGUUUACAUGCUCAAUACAAUCCUUAUCUACUCAAUAGUGUAAGAUAAUACCCUUUUUUCAAAAAAGAACUUGCUUCUAUGAUGUAUGUGCUAAAGAAAGUUAGAUGUUACACUCCAUUGUAACCUCUGAACCGAGCCAAAGGCUUUAUUAUACUUCUUGUGGAAGUUACUUUAAUGUAUGCUAUUUUGUUUGUCAAAACAGGUCGUUUGUCAUGUUUAUGUAUAUGAAAUAUUCAUAAGACAUGGAUUUUAAAUGCAUUUACUUACUCCACUUAUGUUACAUUUAUAUCACUGUAACUAAUCGAAUGAAACAUCUCCUUCUUUGUGUGUCAUCUUUAUAUGUGGGAGUGAUGUGAUGCAAAUAAAAUGAAGUGCAAAUUCAA